AUGCAGCUCCCUCCGGUGUCGGUUAUUGCCUCCUGGCCUAAGCCCAAUUAUGACAAUCCACCAGAGGUUCAUGGCCCUGCCAUCAUAAUCAUGACAGCAAUUUUCAUGCCCCUGAUGCUGGCCAUCAUCGGCAUCCGUAUAUUCACACGCAUCCGAAUAUUGAGAAGUUUUGGUUGGGACGAUAUAUUCAUCAUUGCCGCUGCUCUUCCCACUCUCGGCUGUGGGAUCAUCACCACCACUGCAGCCAUCACCUUGGGCUGGAACCGCCAUAUUUACGACGUUCCUAUCUGGCAGCUUAUUCUAGGCCUUCGACUGACGAUGCUAUUGGAAUGUCUCUUUGCUACCGGCUGUACGCUCACUAAACUCUCGCUUCUAUUUUUUACCCGGAAGAUCAUGAAAGGCAGUGGAAGUCCGGCGUUGCAGUGGACUGUGGUUAUCAACAUCUGGAUCGUUGCUGUCGAACUUAUUAUCUUCAUUUUGGUGGUCGUACCGGUAUCUCUCUAUUGGACGCUGUCUAUUCUGCCCCAGAACUGCGUCAACGAGAGUGCCCAUUUACUAGCUAGCGGUGCAAUUAACACCGCAACCGACAUCAUUGUUAUUGUCUUGCCGAUUCCCAGCGUUAUGUCUCUCAGCUUGCCCACGCGGCAGAGGAUCAUUCUUAUCCUCCUCUUUGGUGCUGGUUUCGGAGUCUGUAUUGCCGGUGGUGUGCGUGCAUACUACACCUACCGACUGAAUAUUGCCCACGACAAGACGUGGGAAGCCUACUACCUCUGGAUCUCCGGUACCGUUGAACUCUACGUUGGUGUGAUUGGGGCUUCGCUCGCAUCAUUACGGCCGUUCUUUGCGCGCUACUUCCCAUCUAUCUUCGGCAACCAGCGUGAGCGGGCAUCGUACGCUUUCGCAAGUACAAUAGCACGGCGCUACGGCUUCCGCCGUUCGAGCCGUGGUAAGCCAAAGCCCAGGAAAGUAAAGGAGGUCAGCGAGGCUACCACCGUUACCAUGAACUGCGACUAUGACUUUGACCUGGGGUACCUCCGCACCCAGAAGAGUGAGAUGGGUCCGGUAGCUACAGGGUCCCGAGAUGGGGCCGUAGAAGAGUCCAGCGUCGGCAUGCCCCCCGCAGAAACGGCAACAUGGACUGCGGCAACAGGGGCUGUGGAGCAAUGAUAUGUGUUACGGCGUCCUGGAGUCAGGGGGUACAUACAAACCCCUUUUCAAUGGAAUCCUUUUUAAACCCAAGCAAACCCGGUGCUGGUGUAUAAAGCUGCAGAGUAAUGGACGUUUCUGAGCCGCUGCCUGCAACGGCUCUUCAGGGGCUUCCUCAGCCGACG
Molecule: messenger RNA, 1331 nt
Organism: Trichophyton rubrum CBS 118892
Lineage: Eukaryota; Fungi; Ascomycota; Eurotiomycetes; Onygenales; Arthrodermataceae
Exons: 3
Coding region: 1-1167 (388 amino acids)
Source: RefSeq, a predicted model, not a curated record